This is a messenger RNA of Dibothriocephalus latus, 711 nucleotides long. NCBI's taxonomy places the organism in Eukaryota, Metazoa, Platyhelminthes, Cestoda, Diphyllobothriidea, Diphyllobothriidae. The record is from the annotation of a GenBank genome assembly.
AUGGCUCUGAGUGAACAAGAGGGCAAAGAUCAGAUCAACGCCUUCCCACUCUCUCAUCACCGGAAUCCUCACUGCUUCCGCAAUGUAACCAAGCAGGGUUGGUUUAGGACCUUCCAAUGCGAUGAGACAAUCCGAGCUUACCUUCUGGCCCAACGCUACAUCGAAGAACUGCAGAAAUUCCUAGAGGACGCCAAUUUAAAGGCCUCUCUACGCCUGGAGGCAGCUGUCCACUAUUCCACCUCCUCGAUCGCCGAUUCACCCGCCACCACCCCCGGUUCCCCCAUUGUUGACGUGUUUGCAACAGCACAAAAGUGUGACAAUCGGCGUGUCGUCUCCGCGCUACCCCUCUCCUCCUCCGCCUCCGCCGCCCGCGUCGCUUCUCUGUCGCCUGUUGUGGCCCAGAAGUUGCCCAGCUUUCGGGCCUCCAACCACGAUGAUGUCUGUUCCAAUGGUGGUUACUCUUCCGACCUGGAGGUGAGACUGCCUCAUCAGCAGCAGCAACAGCAACAGCCCUGCAGCGGCAUUCUGAAACCAACCAAGAAGACCAGCCUGCCUUGCCAGUUCUACCACCACCACCACCGCCAGCAGCAGCAACAACAGCAGGAGCUCUCGAUUAACCAGGAGGCAGACCAGACUGAGACGGCAGAGCAGGGGGAGGAGGCGGCUGCGGGCGAGCGGUGCGUCCGUGUCAAAUUACAACAACCCGGGGAA